Messenger RNA from Abrus precatorius (Indian licorice), 3493 nucleotides. RefSeq names its product disease resistance protein RPP13-like. Lineage: Eukaryota; Viridiplantae; Streptophyta; Magnoliopsida; Fabales; Fabaceae. The record is from RefSeq and is a predicted model, not a curated record. Bases 206 to 2839 code for a protein of 877 amino acids. The transcript has a single exon. Gene Ontology annotation, biological process: defense response to other organism. Gene Ontology annotation, molecular function: ADP binding.
ACAGUCACUAUCACAUUCUCCUACAAUUAAAAGUCAAGUCAAACUAAAUUGUCCACGCGUAUUCGCGUUCAACACAGUUACCACGAUCAAUGAUCUUGACUUGUUAGUGAUCACUUCAUUUUGCUGUCACCUUCAUUCCAAAGAGCUUGUUAUCUUUCGUUCUUUCUGUAUAUUAUCACCAAACUCUUUCGAGUCUACACGAGCAAUGGCAGAUAGUGUUGUUGCCUUUCUGCUACAGAACUUGUCGCGGUUACUUGAGGAUGAACUCAAGUUACUUUCUGGCGUGGAAGACAAAAUUAUUUCCCUGUCCAAUGAACUCAAGUUUAUAGACAUCUUCCUCAAAAGCUCCGAGGGAAAACGCAACGAAAAGGUUGUCAAAGAAGUGGUGAACCAAAUAAGAGAUGUCGCACACAAAGCUGAGGAUAUUGUUGAUACCUACGUUGCCAACGCCACCAAACACAGAACCAGAAACGCACUCAGCAAGUUAUUCCACUUCAAAGAACGGUUCAUGGUGCUUCACAAAGUCCAUGCUGAGAUAGAGAGGAUCAAGAACCGUAUUGAUGAGAUCUAUAAGAACAAGGAGAGAUACGAUAUUGGAGAAGGUGUGUUCAAAAAUGAAGAAGCUACUGCUGCUGCAGAAUCGCUCCGCAGAAGAAGAAGGGAUGUGGAGGAAGAAGAUGUAGUAGGCUUAGUGCAUGACUCCACCCACGUGAUUCGGCAUCUCGUGGAAGAAGGUGAUUUGGGUCGUAAAGUAUUUUGUAUAAUUGGCAUGGGAGGGUUGGGCAAGACCACUCUUGCUAGAAAGGUUUAUAACAACAAUAUGGUGAAGGAGUUGUUUACUUCUUGUGCAUGGGGUUAUGUGUCUAAUGAUUACAGAGCCAGUGAGGUUUUGCUUAGCCUUCUCAAGUGUUUGCUGUCCAAAUCAGAAUAUAAUGAUUUAUUAAAGAAAAUAGCUGAUGAAGGUGGAGAUAUAAGCGAGGGAGAGCUAAAGAUGAAGGUGGGAGAAUGCUUGAAGGGGAAUAAGUACUUGGUAGUUCUUGAUGACAUUUGGAAAACCCAAGUAUGGGAUGAGGUAAAAGCUGCCUUUCCAGAUGACAAAAAUGGUAGCAGAAUACUCAUAACUAGUCGUAUAAAUGAGGUGGCACAUUAUUCAGGAACUGCAUGUCCCUACUACCUUCCCUUCCUCACUAAAGAUGAAAGCUGGGAACUUUUCUCUAAGAAGGUAUUUCGAGGUGAAGAAUGCCCUUCUAAUUUAAAGCCUCUGGGUAGAUCCAUUGUUGAAAGUUGUGGGGGUUUACCACUUGCCAUAGUUGUUUUAGCAGGACUUGUUGCCAAGAAAGAGAAGUCAGAAAGAGAGUGGAAGAGAAUCAUGGAAGUGAGUUGGCAUCUUACACAAGACAAGACUGAAGUGAUGGAUAUACUGAAGCUCAGCUACGAUUUCUUGCCUCAAAGAUUAAAGCCAUGCUUUCUGUAUUUAGGAAUUUAUCCUGAAGACUAUGAGAUCAAUGCAAGGCAAUUGAUUCAACUAUGGAUAGCUGAAGGGUUCAUACAUUCACAAGAAACUGGCUUCCCAGAUACAGCAGAGCUAGAAGAUAUUGGUGACUACUACUUGGAUGAGCUGGUGGAUCGCAGCCUGGUGCAAGUGGCAAGUAGAAGGAGUGAUGGCGGUGUCAAGACAUGUCGGAUUCAUGAUCUUCUUCGUGACCUCUGCAUAUCAGAGAGCAAAUCAUGUAAGUUUUUUGAGGUUUGCACAGAAGCAAACAUUGAUACUCUAUCCUUUUGCAAUCCUCGUAGAUUGUCCUUGCAAUGCAAAGCACGGUCUUAUAUUUCUACAAAAAAAUUUAACCAAUCCUACACUCGUUCCUUGUUCUUCUUUCCUGAAAUCAUGCACACACAUGGCAUUCCAAAGAGCAUCAAGUGUGCUCGUGUGCUGUAUUCUAAAUCCAAAGGAGCAAUGAAUUAUUCACUGCAUAGUGGUUUUAAGACAAUGAUCCAUCUAAGGUAUUUGAGAAUAGACACGGGUGUAGGCCACAUUCCAGCUUCUAUAUGCAACCUUUGGAAUUUAGAAACACUAGAUAUAAGAUACAAAGAAACUGUCUCAAGUGAAAUUUGGAAGCUUAAGCGAUUGAGACAUCUUUAUUUGAGAGGGGGUGCAAAGUUGCCAGAAGUAAAUAGGGAAAGAAAGGAGAAUCUCCAAACCUUGUGGUUAAGGGCUCAUGAUCGACAAAUGGUGUCCAUGCUGAAUAAGGACAUGUUUCCCAAUGACAUGUUUCCAAGGUUGAGAAAAUUAGUUUUGCACUAUCCAUUUCAUCCUCGUUCCCAUGAACAAUUACCUACUGUGAGGUUACCAAGUCUACACCACCUAAGCAAUCUCCAAAGCCUAAAAAUAAUUGACUUCCUAGAACUUCCACCAGACCCAAAUGCUUUUCCAUCAAAUCUCAACAAAAUAACCUGGAAACAGAUACACAUUGCCAAUGACUUUUUUCUGAUGAAUACACUAGGAUGGCUUACCAACCUCCAAAUUUUGAAAUUGGGAAGGCAACGCUCUCAUGUCUUUUUUGACCUUAAUGUUGGGGAAGAAGAAUUCCCACAGCUUCAAGUAUUUGAGAUGAGGGGAAUGAGAGUUAGGAACUGGAGAUUAGACAAAACUGCAAUGCCACAUCUUAGACAUCUUCUCAUCGAAAGCUGUGAAUACUUGAAUGAUCUUCCUGAAGAACUCUGGUCCUUGACUACCUUACAAGAAGUUCAUGCUAUGUGGCCCUCUGAAAGAUUGGCAAACAGACUCCAAAAUGUGAAGUUAAAGAAUGGUUGUAAGCUCAUAAUCUCUCAUACUCCUUGAAGUGGUCAAUCGGAUCAAAGUUCACUCUGAGUCAUUCUUUUUCGGUUUAUACAAGGCUGUAGCUUCAGUCCAAAAACAGGCACUUCAAUGUAAUUUCAUUUAAAUGUGGAUUAAUUUGAUUAAUUUCUUUUUCCUUCUUCCCUGGUUAUUCUAAUGAUGUGCUUUCAGUUUGUCUCCAAUGUAACUUCAUUUACAAGUUGAUUGUAGAAGGCUUUUGUUUUCUUGCUUUAAUGAGAAUUGUUGGUUCAAAUUCAGUUAAAAUGGAUGGACACCCACAACCUGUAUCAUGAAAUAAUUUGUGAUUCCUAUGCUCCUGAUUCGAAUGUAUCAUUCACAACAUUUACUUCUGCAAAACUUUUUCAUUCUCUCCUCCUUUACAUUUGAAGCGCUCGUGUAAUAUUUUUUAUAAUUAUUGAUUUUUGUGUUACAUCAUGAUUUUCGUAUAUAAAUUUAUAUUAUUGUUAAUAAUAAGUUUUUGAAAUUGUUGUCAGUUAUUUUCUGUUAUUUUAGUUUAUUAGAGUAAUAUCAUAGUCAAUAAGUCGUUUUAAUAUUUUAAGAAUAAUUUAGUUUGUUAUCAAAUCUUUCAGUUAUAUAAUUAGUUUAGAUUUCUUUGCCUUAUUAUAAAUGCAUUGUUGUUAUUGAAUAAAAGUUAAG